UAGCACUCACUCAACAGACAGCAAGCAACCAAGCACAAAGUCACAACUCACAAAUCUGCCAUCGGGUUCUCAACUUCUCAUUUUUCAAUCUGAAUCUCAGAUUUUCAUUCGGGAAAAUCCACCAUUUUUGCUAUCCAUUUCUCUUCCAGCACACUAAUUGACUAAUACCCAAAGGCCAGAAAAGAAGUGUUGAUUCACAUUCAGUUGCUAAAUAGAGAGUUUGUCAUAAGGAAAUGGGUUUCUUGAUAAAGGGGAUGACAAUAUGGUUGUCCGAAUAUGGUCCAAGAACAUGUGAUAAGAGAAAGAUGAUAAUUUAAUGGAGGACUACACGACUAAGGCUCCGUUGCCCAAGGAUUCAGAUGACAAAGAUUAUUUGAGAGCUGCUGAACCUUCUUAAAGAGAAGCCAAUGAGCAUCACGAGGAUGAGUGAGCAACAAGUUACGGCUCGGAUCGAGCAAAAAGGAGAUAGAAGAGACAUUUUUUGAAGAGUUUGUGAGAUUUAUCUUAACGCUCGAAUGAAGAAGAGGAUUGAAUAUCUUCGCCUAUGAGGGCAAGCCGUAUAAAUAUCCACUUUAUGUAAAGAGAUUUGCUUUCUAGUAAAGUUUUUUAAAUGGAAUUGAAUCAGAAUCAACAUCUCUUUAUGCAUUCAUUUCGUGCAUUCGCAUUACAUGAUAUCAUAGCAUUAAAAUUCAUCAAAAGAUUCUAAUUAAUUUAAAUCACUCCUCAGUUAAUCUAGAAACCAAUCAACCUACCAAACGCCGCUACGGUACUCGUUUGGAAACUAAGGACAUGGAUCAAAGGCUAGAACAGUUCCAGAAGGAAAUGCAAGAUCAGCUUCAACAACAAAUGAAUAAGCAGCUUGAGAAAAUUCAACAAAAAAUGAUGGAUAAAAUAAUGGAAUAUCAGGGGAGUAUGAUGGAUAAGUUGACUCAGCUGUUGACGGGAGGAGUGGAUAAAGGAAAGGGCUUUGUGCUCAAUAUUGAAGAAGGAGACAGUAAGGGACUUGUUUAUCCCUCAGGCUCUACCCCUCAGCAUGUUGAGGUAUAUCCACGCAGAUCUUCUAUCACCAUUAAGUCUCAGCAAUUACAGGCCAAUGCUUCAAUACCAACGAAAUUUCAAGUUGGAUCGGGCUCUAACUUGGGAGAUAACCUUAUUAAUCCUACUGUCCCUGACUUUGAUGAAAUGGCUGGAAGAGAGAAAAUGAAGGAUGAAUCGUCAAAACAGCUAGAAGCAAAGUACAAAUGGUUGGAAGAAAAAUCUAGAGCGAUGGAAAAUACUGAAAGCUAUUAUGGGGUUGAUGCUAAAGAAUUGAACUUGGUUCCUGAUUUAGUGCUCCCUUACAAGUUCAAAAUGCCUGAGUUUGAGAAGUACAAUGGAACUAGUAGCCCCAAAGCUCAUAUAACUAUGUUUUGUAGACGGAUGUCUGGGUAUGUUAAUAAUGACCAGCUGCUGAUACAUUGUUUCCAGGAUAGCCUCGUAGGGGCAGCAUCUAAAUGGUACAAUCAAUUGAGCCGUACCAUGAUUGGUUCAUGGAGGGAUUUAGCGCAGGCAUUCAUAAAACAAUACAGUCAUGUGACAAAUAUGGUUCCUGAUAGAAUCACCUUGCAGAAUUUAGAAAAAAAUCAAAUGAAAGCUUUAGGCAGUACGCACAAAGGUGGAGGGAGGUCGCCGUCCAAGUUCAGCCACCGCUCCUGGAAAAGGAAAUGACAAUGCUAUUCAUAAAUACAUUGAAAGCUCCAUUCAUCACACAUAUGUUAGGGAGUGCCACAAAAAGCUUUUCUGACAUAAUCAUGAAUGGUGAAAUGAUUGAAAGCGUCAUAAGGAGCGGAAAGAUUGAUGCUGGAGGAAAUAACAGAAGGCAAACCUCAAAAGAAAAAGAAAAUGAGGUGAACAGCGUGAACACGUACAGUAAAUCGAUUGCUAAUCAGCAGGGUUCAUAUGUGAAGCAAGGUGCUGAAAAACUCCAGUUCACGCCAAUUCCAAUGUCAUACAAGGAGCUAUAUCAAAGCUUAUUCGAUGCGCAUGUUGUUUCUCCUUUACAUGUGAAGCCUCCACAGCCUCCGUAUCCCAAAUGGUACGACGCAAGUGCACAAUGCGAUUAUCAUGCGGGAAUUACGGGACACUCUAUAGAGAAUUGCAUUACCUUCAAAAAGCUGUUGAAAAAUUCAUCAACAUGGGUAUUGUCAAGAUGGAUGGCUCAUCUAGUACCCAGUCAUGAUUGAAUGCAAUAUAUGAAGGGGUGUCGAGAAGUGUUCACGAUGAAACAACUGAAGAAGGGACCUUAUCAGAUUUUUGCCCUUAUAGACUUGCGAGUGUUCUAAAUAAUUAGACUGCAGAAGAAACCCCUGUAGUAUUUAGAGAUUACUCAGAGUAAUGUUCAAAACACACUUGUUGCAUUCAGCCUAGAGGCAAUAAGAAUUCCUUUAUGAAAUAGGCUCAUGUCUGAACGUAAUAAAAUAAAUCUUUGCAUUCAUUUUUUAAUCCAAUAUUCUUUCAUUCUUUUCAAAUAAUUAUACUUUCAUUCUUUCGAAUCUUCUCCCAUAUUAUUCUUUUAUUUCAUUCAUAAUUGUACAAAUGAUUAUUCAUACAUUCUUUUGUAUAUUCUUUGGUACCUACUAUGGGUCCCCAGAUAUCAAUGACAUGAGCGAUGCUGUUCCGAACUCAGAAGUUCCUUUUGAGUGGGAUCUGUGUUUAGAGGAAUCUCAUGACUUUAAAGAUGACAUAGAUUGUAGCCUAUUUUCAGACUUGUUGAGGAUGGUAGAACAGGAAUAAAAUCUUACCUCAUGAGGAGACAAUGGAGAUUGUGACCUUAAGGGAACGUGCAUAAUCGAAAAAAUGAAGCAAAACCUUAUUGAGUUACUUCAAAGAGUUCAAAGAUGUCUUUGUAUGGUCAUAUCAGGAUAUGCUUGGGUAAGCACUGACAUUGUAAUCUGAACAAUAAUACGAUAUCAAAAAUUUAUAGUAUGUUCAAGAUUAACAUCAUGAACGAUGCAUUUAGGAUUCUUUGCCGGGACAAUGCCUUCUUCUUUGGCUCAUCAUGGUUUAGCCCAUCGAAGUUAGUUAAAUUUCGCCCCAAAAGGCUCUAUGAAAGAAAUUUGAUUCUGAUCGAAAGGGAUAACGAGGACUUGCCUAAUCCUAUGAGUUCAGAUUCAAAAAAAAAGUCAAAAUCAAAAUAUAAAAAAAAAGAGAAAAAAAAGAAGAAAAAGUGAUAAAAAGAAAAAGAAAAGGAAAAUGGAGAGUCCAAAGUGAAAACCCGCAAAAGGCACCUUGAGACCAAAGGGGAUUUGAGUUGAAAACCCAGAAAGGGCGACUCAAAUAUUGAUCGGAAUGGGGCACGAGGUGAUUAGAGCAACUCAAAUUUUAACCUGAUUGGGGCAUGUGGUGAUCUUGCUAUACCUGAAUUAUUAGGAAAGAGUAGGCAACACCUUGAGGCAUCGACAGAGUACUGUAGAUCUCUCAAACACAUGUCAAACUCAGAAGGGUCUUCAGAAAGUUUGUACAGAGAAGUUCAAGCUGCGAUAUCUGGGGCACCUCAUCUCCAUACUAUUUAUUUUGAAUUUUUUGUUCUUGGAAUACUUCAUUCUUUUCCAAGAUACGCAUUCCCAAUCUAUUUCUUUAUCCUUCUUUACUAUUUUUGAUAAUUUAUUCCUUUCGAGCUAUGCUCAGAACUAACUUUAUUCUUAUCCAUUGUUAUGACAUUUUUCGCAAGCAUGUUGCAUUGGAAUAAUGAUUAAUGGACUAACAAAACUUCCACAAGGGAAGUUUUGCAUAUUGCUCUAUAAGUUUCUAAAUAAUACAGAAGCUUGAAACAUGACUAUUAUUUAGAACGCACUAGGUUUAAAGGUUGGAAAUCUAAAAAGGAAGAGUCUAAACUAGGACUUUCUCUUUGGAUUUUGUUGUCAAAAACAUUGGUUGAACCAAAUGAUAAGAUGUCAGUUUGGUGACAAAGCUAAAAUAAACAAGUGAGCAAUGAUCACCAGACAAUUGAAAGAGGCUACCUCGGGGAAGAGAGCUUUCAUUUGCGCAUGAGCCUUUGGUACGACACCCUGGGAAUGGUGUAAGAGACCAGAAAGAUUUAGAUCCUGUAUCCUUGAAUUGUGAUAGGAGUGGAUUGAGGAAAAGCCAUACAGUUCUACCCUCGGGCUGCAGAGGGAGAAUGAUGGUACAAAUUUUAUGUCCUAAUGGAUUAAGCUUUGAAGUUCAAAAUAGGGGGCAAUUUGAUUAAGCGUUUAGCCAAGCAAAAAACGUUAGCGACAAAAGCUUAAUAAAUUUUGAGAAAUGAUAACUUGAGUGAUAAUUCUCGAAAAAUGACAUUCUGCAUUCAUUCAAAUGUCAUUCAUGCAUGUCUAGUUAGGAGCAUUGAAAUCAUUUUGAUCAUAACAUCCUAAUCACUAGGCAUAAUUAAGUUCAUAGAAUGGA
This is a messenger RNA of Gossypium raimondii (Peruvian cotton), 4419 nucleotides long. RefSeq lists its product as uncharacterized. The record is from RefSeq and is a predicted model, not a curated record. Lineage: Eukaryota; Viridiplantae; Streptophyta; Magnoliopsida; Malvales; Malvaceae. The transcript is spliced from 2 exons. The coding region runs from base 790 to 1707 and encodes 305 amino acids.